Messenger RNA from Colletotrichum truncatum, 4863 nucleotides. RefSeq names its product snf2 family helicase atpase. Gene Ontology annotation, molecular function: ATP hydrolysis activity; ATP-dependent chromatin remodeler activity; DNA binding. Lineage: Eukaryota; Fungi; Ascomycota; Sordariomycetes; Glomerellales; Glomerellaceae. Gene Ontology annotation, biological process: chromatin remodeling; DNA repair; DNA-templated transcription. Gene Ontology annotation, cellular component: Ino80 complex; nucleus. The record is from RefSeq and is a predicted model, not a curated record.
AUGACAUCUCCCAGUCUGCGGCAUGCCGCUUCGCCCAGCGUGCACGCCUCCUCAUCCAAUGGCGGCCCCGUAACCUCUCUGCCGCCUCUGGGCAAGCCUGAGCCUUCUCCCUUGAAAGCACCUGCUCCUGCUAGUACCCCUAGCCGCUCCGCCGACCCCAUGUCCUUCUCCAACAUCCUAUCAAGCUCCGAACCCAUCUCGAAACCAAAGUCAAAAUCCCCCCCGCCCGUCGAGCACAAGGAGAAGGAGAAGGAAAAGGAAAAAGAGAAGGAGAAGGAGCCCAAGUCCGAUCCCAAGCCCAACCGUGAGAAGCCUCGUUCUGUCGACCCGCCAGUCAAGACCGAGCGCGAAGCCGAGAUUGAACUUCGCCCCGAGCCCGCCAAGGAGCGUUCCAGCACGCCGUUGGCUAGGAAGGAGAAGAAGGAGCGAGUUCCUCGUAAGUCAAAGUCAAGGGCGUCCGACAUCAGAGAUGCCGAGUCGACGCCCAAGACGAGCCGUCGCGCCUCCUCCAAGCUCGAGACGCCGACGCCACGCGUCCCUGCCAAGCGUCAGGUCAAUGGCCAGCCCAAGCAGAAAACCCUGUCCGCCGAAAAGGAAAAGAAGGUCAUGGCCCUGAUUGCCCAGCUCGACGCCGAAGCCGACGAUCUCGACGACUCCGAUCUCACUGAAGAGCAUGCACAGUUCCAAGAGCGCGGUAACAAGCGCCGUCGCAUUAUGCAAGUCAACGACAGCAAACAGAACAUCCAGAGACGCGAAGAGUUCGCUUCGGAGAUGGGCCGUCGCUUGACUGUUCACGCCGAUCUCGGAAAGCGCCGCUACGAUGAUAUUUACUACGAAGAGGCGAUGAAUGAGGUUAGGGAACGCGAGCUGUUUGCCGAAAAGGAGCGCAAGAAGGACAUGCAGCGCAAGCGCCGUCGCGAGAAGUCGAUGGCCGUCACCAUGGAGCAGCAGAAGCUUGCCCUGGAGCGCGCCCGCCUGGCCGAAGACGAGACCGAAAAGGCCAAGCAUCUGCGAGACGCCGAGCGUGCCAACAAGAAGGCCCAGCAGACGAAGCUUAUCCUCCAAAAGGGCAUCAAAGGCCCUGCUCGUAACCUCGUCGAACUCAACCUCGAGGGAGGUACCAUGGCCACCUUCCAGGCGUCCGACAUGGAGCCCGGCACGAAGCCCAAGGGCAAGGGUCGCGGCGGUCCACGGCCGAAGAAGUCAAAGGAACAGAAGCAGGCCGAGAAGGAUUCCGCCGAGGCCGCCCAAGCUGCGCUCGACGCCGGCGAAGAGCUUCCCUCCAAGGAAGAGUCCAAGAUCCGCAUCAAGUUCAACAAGAAGUCCAAGGAUAAGGACAAGGAGAAGAACAAGGACAAGGAUAGGGAUCAAGACGAUAUCGACAUUGACCUUGCCGACGGCGGCAUGGAUGGGGAGGAAGAAACCAUACUCGAGCCUGUCAAGGAGAAGAAGGGCAAGAAGGAGAAGAAAGAGAAGAAGGACAAGAAGGAGGAGAAGCCCGAGGAACCUCCCAACAAGGACGCCAAGUUUGAGACCAAGGGCUUCCUCCAGAUUUACGACCAGAUUUGGCGUGACCUCGCCCGCAAAGAUGUCACAAAGACAUACAAGAUGGCGGCCGAGUCCUACCAGACCAAGGCCUCGAACCUCAAGAAGACGGCCAUCCUGGCCUCGAAGGAGGCCAAGAGGUGGCAGCUUCGCACGAACAAGGGCACCAAGGAUCAGCAGGCCCGCGCCAAGCGUGUCAUGCGUGACAUGAUGGGCUUCUGGAAGCGUAACGAGCGUGAGGAGCGUGAUCUCAGAAAGGCUGCCGAGAGGCAGGAGAUUGAGAACGCCCGUAAAGAGGAAGCGGAACGCGAAGCCGCUCGUCAAAAGAGGAAGCUCAACUUCCUCAUCUCCCAGACCGAGCUGUACUCCCAUUUCAUUGGCAAGAAGAUCAAGACGGACGAAGUCGAGCGAAGCACAGACAACCCCGAAAUUGCUGCCGAGAACAAGGGCGAGACCGAGCAGAACAGGAACCUGGAUGUCGAUGAGCCCACCGGCCCUCUUGGCGCCAAGGUCACCAACUUUGAGAACCUGGACUUCGACGAGGAGGACGAGUCGACGCUGCGUGCGGCUGCCAUGGCCAACGCCCAGAACGCCAUUGCCGAGGCGCAGAGGAAGGCGAGAGCAUUCAACGAGCCCCAAGGUCCCGACAUGGACGAGGAAGGCGAGAUGAACUUCCAGAAUCCCGCCGGCAUGGGCGAUGUCGAGAUCGAGCAGCCCAAGCUUAUCAACGCCCAGCUCAAGGAGUACCAGCUCAAGGGUCUCAACUGGCUCGCCAACUUGUACGAGCAGGGCAUCAACGGUAUUCUUGCAGAUGAGAUGGGUCUUGGAAAGACUGUCCAGUCCAUUUCCGUCAUGGCCUAUCUCGCUGAGAAGUAUGACAUCUGGGGUCCCUUCCUCGUUGUCGCACCCGCGUCCACGCUGCACAACUGGGAGCAGGAAAUUAGGAAGUUCGUACCCGAGUUUAAGAUUCUCCCGUACUGGGGUUCCGCCGGCGACAGAAAGGUGCUUCGCAAGUUCUGGGACCGCAAGCACUCGACGUACAAGAAGGACGCGUCGUUCCAUGUCUGCGUCACGUCGUACCAGUUGGUUGUCUCCGAUGUCGCUUAUUUCCAGAAGAUGAAGUGGCAGUACAUGAUUCUUGACGAGGCCCAGGCCAUCAAGAGUUCUCAGAGUUCCAGAUGGAAGAGUUUGCUGGGCUUCCACUGCCGUAACCGUCUGCUGCUUACCGGUACCCCCAUUCAGAACAACAUGCAGGAGCUUUGGGCUCUGCUGCACUUUAUCAUGCCAUCGCUCUUUGACUCUCAUGACGAGUUCAGUGAAUGGUUCUCCAAGGACAUUGAAUCUCAUGCACAGAGCAACACAAAGCUCAAUGAGGACCAGCUCAAACGUCUGCACAUGAUUUUGAAGCCGUUCAUGCUGCGUCGUGUCAAGAAGCAUGUCCAAAAGGAGCUUGGAGACAAGAUUGAGGAAGACAUCUUCUGUGAUCUCACUUACAGACAGAGGGCCAUCUACGGUAACCUGCGCAACCAGAUCUCUAUCAUGGAUCUGAUUGAGAAGGCGACUGCCGGUGACAACGAUGACUCGGGUACCCUCAUGAACCUCGUCAUGCAAUUCCGAAAGGUGUGCAAUCACCCCGACCUCUUCGAGAGAGCCGAUACGAAGUCCCCCUUCUCCUUCGGCUACUUUGCCGAGACCGCCUCCUUUAUCAGAGAGGGCAAUGAAGUCACCGUGGGAUACUCUACUCGCAACACCAUUGAGUAUGAACUGCCGCGGCUCAUCUGGAGAGAGGAUGGUAGAGUGACCCAGCCUGGUUACAAUAACCCGAAGGCUGGCUGGCGGAAUAAGAACCUGCAUCAUAUGAUGAAUAUCUUUACUCCCGAGCACAUCCGAGACAGCUUGGAAGGCUCUGACGCCUUCUCAUUCCUGCGAUUCGCCGAUGCCAGCCCCAACGACGUGUACAAGGCCACCCACCAGGACCUCUUUACCCGCGCGGUCGAGUUGUCGCAGAAGAAGGAUCGUCUGGCUCUCAUGAACGUGGCUUAUGACGAGCCUGAAGACGCCAAUUUUACUCCCGCCCACGCGUUGUUCGAGAUCAAGGCCCGCAGAAACCGCCAGCCUCUUAUCGACAUCACCGAGGAAGGCAUCCUGGCCAACUUGAUGAACGUGGCCCGCAGCGACUACGUCGACAGUGGCCUGGGUCGCCUCGAGCAGGCCGGCCGGCCUCGUGCCUCUGCGCCGCCCAUUGAGGUGAGCUGCAACAGCCGUGGCACCGCCCUUGAAAGGGAGAAGGUCCUGUUCAACAUUCCCAUGCGCAAGACCCUGUUCGGCCCGACCAUCAACGAGGAGCGUGCUCUGGUCAAGGAGAAGAUUCCCAUUGAGCGAUUCCCGCCCAAGAAGAUGCUCCCCGCACCUGACAACGACAAGAAGAAGUUCACCAACAUCUCAGUGCCAUCCAUGCGUCGUUUCGUGACCGACAGUGGUAAGCUUGCUAAGCUCGACCAGCUGCUGUUCAAACUCAAGGCCGAGGGCCAUCGCGUGCUGUUGUACUUCCAGAUGACUCGCAUGAUCGACCUCAUGGAGGAGUACCUGACAUACCGCAACUACAAGUACUGCCGUCUUGAUGGUUCGACCAAGCUCGAGGACAGAAGAGACACGGUUGCUGACUUCCAGACCCGCCCGGAGAUUUUCAUCUUCCUGUUGUCGACGCGUGCUGGUGGUCUCGGUAUUAACCUCACAUCUGCCGACACUGUCAUCUUUUACGACUCCGACUGGAACCCCACGAUAGAUUCGCAGGCCAUGGACAGAGCGCACAGAUUGGGUCAGACUCGGCAGGUCACUGUGUACCGUCUCAUCACCCGCGGCACCAUUGAGGAGCGUAUCCGCAAGCGUGCCAUGCAGAAGGAAGAAGUGCAGCGUGUCGUCAUCCAGGGAGGUGGUGCUAGUGUCGACUUCUCUGGCCGUCGUGCUCCUGAGAACCGCAACCGUGAUAUUGCCAUGUGGCUUGCGGAUGAUGAGCAGGCGGAGAUGAUUGAGCGCCGCGAGCGGGAGCUCCUCGAGAAUGGCGAGCUCGAAAAGCCGCAGAAGAAGAAGGCCGGUAAACGCAAGCGCGUGGUCAACGAGAACCUUAGUUUGGAUGAGAUGUACCACGAGGGCGAGGGCAAUUUUGAUGAUCGUUCCGGAGCCAACGGCACCUCGGGUACUGCCACGCCCGUGGCCGAGCCUGACGUGAAGGGAGCGAAGAAGCGGCGCAUGGGCGGCAAGAAGGCCAAGACUCUGAAGCAGAGGCUCGCCCUCGCGGACGGCCAAGUGGACAUGUGA